Molecule: messenger RNA, 1029 nt
Organism: Penicillium daleae
Lineage: Eukaryota; Fungi; Ascomycota; Eurotiomycetes; Eurotiales; Aspergillaceae
Product: putative nucleoside-diphosphate-sugar epimerase
Exons: 3
Coding region: 1-1029 (342 amino acids)
Source: RefSeq, a predicted model, not a curated record
AUGGCUCCUCCCAAGGUCUUUCUAACUGGUGCUACCGGCUAUAUUGGUGGUGAUGGUUUAUAUGCCGUCGCCACCGCUCACCCAGACUGGCAACUGUCAGCUCUGGUCCGUAGCAAGGAGAAGGCCACUCAGGUGUCUAGCAAGUAUCCGCAAAUUCGCAUUGUUCACGGAGAUCUGGACUCCGCCGAUAUCAUCGAAGAGGAAGUCAAAAAUGCCGACAUUGUCUUCAAUUUCGCCGACUGCGACCACGUCGCCGCUGCUCAAGCGAUUGCCAAGGGUGCUCAGCAGCACACCCCAGAGCACCCCCUGUGGCUGAUUCAUACCUCAGGCACAGGUAUCCUGACCGUUGAAGACGGGCGUGCCAACACGAUAGGUAUCGAGCGGCCUAAGGAGUACAAUGACUGGGAAGGAGUGAGCGAGCUCGUCAACCUUCCGGCAGACGCCCUCCACAGGAAUGUCGACGAAAUCAUCAUCACCGCUGGCAAGCAGAAGUCAUCCAGCGUUCACACAGCUAUCGUGUGCCCACCUGUCAUCUAUGGACCUGGUCGAGGUCCUGGAAACACCAAAAGUGUUCAGGCAUACAAGCUGAGUGCCGCUGUUCUCUCUCGUGGUGCGGGUAUCCUGAUUGGGAAGGGCGAGAAUGUCUGGCACGAGGUUCACGUCCAAGAUCUGAGCAACGUCUAUCUGGCCCUGGGAGAUGCCGCUGCCGCUGGAGGUGGUAAAGCCACAUGGAAUGAGGAGGGCUAUUACUUGGCCGAGAAUGGAUCCUUUGUCUGGGGAGAUAUCCAGCGUGAGGUUGCAAAGCAGGCUCAUCUUCAGAAGUUCAUUGACUCGCCUAGCGUGGACGAGCUGGAUAUCGAUGAAGCCAAGAAGAUCCACCCAUAUGGGCACUAUCUGUGGGGCACCAAUUCUCGGGGACGUGCAAUUCGCGCCCGUAAACUUUUGGGGUGGAAUCCCCAGAAGCCGAGAUUGAUUGAUUUGAUUCCUGAGAUUGUUGCGCUUGAGGCAGAGGAUCUCGGUCUGCGUUAA